Messenger RNA from Penicillium oxalicum, 2031 nucleotides. RefSeq names its product putative Rho GTPase activator (Rgd1) (gene rgd1). Gene Ontology annotation, cellular component: cytoplasm. NCBI's taxonomy places the organism in Eukaryota, Fungi, Ascomycota, Eurotiomycetes, Eurotiales, Aspergillaceae. The coding region runs from base 1 to 2031 and encodes 676 amino acids. Gene Ontology annotation, biological process: regulation of GTPase activity; signal transduction. The transcript has 8 exons. The record is from RefSeq and is a predicted model, not a curated record.
AUGGCCGACUCAACUCCCAUGGACACCAACGUACCACCAAUGCUGUCGGAACCACCUCCCUCAAGCGGCGGUCACUCCUCUGGCUCGGCAGUGGAGCAGCCCCCGUCGCACUCGCAGCCACAGCCUGCAAUCUCCGAUGAGCUUAAAGCUCGUUUGGACAAAGUCAUUUAUUCAGAGAUCGGAGUCACCACCCUCCUCGCUCGCUUGAAGCAGAGCGUUGCCUCCGCCAAGGAUUUCUCCUCAUUCUUAAAGAAGCGAGGGGCUUUGGAAGAAGAGCAUGCUCAGGGGCUCCGCAAACUAUCGCGCGCUAUCAGUGAUGCCGCUCAACGAACCGAAAAUCGACAGGGUACUUACAGUGCCAGUUAUCGGGAUAUCCAUCGCCUGCAAGAGCGAAUGGCCGAUCAUGGACUUCAGUUCUCGGUCUCCCUGCAGCAGAUGGCAGAUGACCUACACGAGCUGUCAAGCAACAUUGAACGGGGCCGGAAACAAUGGAAGCAAACUGGGCUUGCUGCGGAGAAGAAAGUGAUGGAUGCGGAGGCCCAGGCGGAAAAGGCCAAGGCCAAAUAUGACUCCUUGGCCGAACAGUACGAUCGUGUGCGCACAGGCGACAAGACGGGGGGAAAAUUUGGCCUGAAAGGUCACAAGUCGGCAGCCCAGCAUGAAGAGGAUCUGUUGCGCAAAGUUCAAAAUGCGGAUAGUGAUUAUGCGGCCAAGGUGCAGGCUGCCCAGACUGCACGACAAGAACUCCUGUCAACCCAUAGACCGCAGACAGUGCACAACCUCCAACAGCUGAUCGCGGAGUGUGACUCCGGAUUAACCUUGCAACAACAGAAGUUUGCUACGUUCAGCGAAAAGCUGCUGCUUGGUCAGGGUCUCUGCGUCUGUCCAAUGAAGGCCGACAACGGGUCGAUUGCUCCCAAGAGCCUGGCUGAGGUUGUGCGUCAAGUGGACAACCAAAAGGACUUCCAUGACUAUGUGCUCAGCCACGAAGGGAACCCCGGAGCAAUUACCGGGCCCGAAGUGAAGUACGAGCGUCAUCCUACACUCGGCGGUGGUCCACCGGCCACAGCACCGGCCACCGGCCAGCCAUCGCAGGCCAGCGCUCAAGUCAAGCCUCAAUUGACCGCGCCUCAGAAUUUCUCUCAGCAAAAUGUUUCCCUCGCAUCUCCUCAGCCCCCUUCAAACGCCAGCACUGAUCGCUUCCAACCACUGCCUUAUCCUGUCCCAGUCGAGUCAGCGCCCACACCCUCUGCUCAACCUCCUUACCCUACUUCAGGGCCGUUUGCUCACGACGCUCCUGUGCCUUCUUCAACACCUGCACCUGCACCGGUACCUGUAGCUGCACCCGCACCUGUAACUACACCUGCGCCAGCCGCAGAUAUGGGUCAGUGGCAGUCACGUUCACAGGGGGCGCCAAAUCUGCCGCCUCUGAACCCCGUAUUUGGCGUGCCCUUGAACGACCUGUAUGAGCGGGACAAGACUGCGGUGCCUCUUCUUGUCUACCAGUGUUUCCAGGCAGUGGAACUCUUUGGUCUGGAGACCGAGGGUAUUUACCGACUAUCGGGCAGCGCAAAUCAUAUCAACCACCUGAAGGCUCUCUUCGAUAACGAUGCCUCUUCGGUUGACUUUACCAGCCCAGAGCACUUCUUCCACGAUGUCAACAGCGUGGCUGGCCUGGUGAAGCAGUUCUUCCGAGAGCUGCCCGACCCUCUCUUCACCUCGGAGUAUUACUCUGACUUCAUCGAUGCCGCUCGAAUCGAUGAUGACACCCAACGGCGUGACCAGUGCCACGCACUCAUCAACAAUCUCCCGGACGCUCACUAUGCGACUCUGAGGGCUGUGAUCCUGCAUCUGAAUAAGGUGCAGGAGCACUACACCUCAAACCGCAUGAACGCGGGAAACCUGGCCAUCUGCUUCGGGCCAACCUUGAUGGGCGCCAACUCCGGGGGCAACAUUGCCGAUGCGGGCUGGCAAGUACGGGUGAUCGAAACGAUCCUCAACAACACCUUCCAGAUCUUCGACGAUGACUAG